AUGUCAAACUAUUACUACCAACCACAACAACAUCAACAACCACCACCACAACAACAGCCUUAUUAUCAUGAAGCAUAUCCUAUGUAUGACAUGAACAAUAACGCAGUGAGACCAACGACAGCUGAUGGAUACUACAAGGAACCCUAUUAUCCAGAAAGCACUGAAAGAUACGCUCGAUACAACACAAGUCCGCCCAUGAGUUGUUGUGAUAGAGUAUGCUGUGGAUGCUGUACAUGUUGUCCUAGAUGGUGUCGAUGGAUAUCUUGUAUAUUGUUUAUUCUCAUCAUUGCCCUUGCUAUUGUCAUUGGUGUACUCGCAUCUCAAUUCAAAGUCCCAAAGGUGGAUUUUACUGGAAUUCAAGGGACACCUCAAUUCAAUAUAAACAACACAGUCCUCAGUGUAAAUGCAAGCCUGGGUUUCACUGUCAACAAUCCAAAUAUUGAAAGUAUUACAUUUACAUCUUUAGACGCAGAGAUUUAUUAUCAUGGAUACGGCAACACAUCGAUUGGUCAAGGAUCAAUCAAGGAUCUUCAUAUCUCAUCUAAUGGCUAUACUAACUUUGUAUUCCCAUUUACCCUCAAAGUCGAUAUUACCAGUCCACAAGAUCAGGCUAUAGCUAGUAAACUAAUGUCCGACUGUGGCAUCGGAGGAGGACAGGCCCAAAAGAUCAAUUUGGAUUACAAGGUUGUCGCUACAGUCAACAUCAUUGGUAUUUCCAUCCAUGUUCCUUAUUCAAGCUCGGCCAGCUUUGACUGCCCAAUGAACUCUCCCGGCCAACAGGAUGUAUUAAACAAGAUUAGUCAAAUGUUGCCUAAUAUUCUGGGCACGAGUACUACUAGUUCACUGUUAUCUAAAUUACCUAGCCUGCUUUCAACCAAGAUCUCAUAA
Messenger RNA from Rhizopus microsporus ATCC 52813, 888 nucleotides. RefSeq lists its product as uncharacterized. The record is from RefSeq and is a predicted model, not a curated record. Bases 1 to 888 code for a protein of 295 amino acids. Gene Ontology annotation, cellular component: plasma membrane. The transcript has 3 exons. NCBI's taxonomy places the organism in Eukaryota, Fungi, Mucoromycota, Mucoromycetes, Mucorales, Rhizopodaceae.